Gregarina niphandrodes is the source of this 1545-nucleotide messenger RNA. RefSeq names its product putative transmembrane protein. Lineage: Eukaryota; Apicomplexa; Conoidasida; Eugregarinorida; Gregarinidae. The record is from RefSeq and is a predicted model, not a curated record. The transcript has a single exon. The coding region runs from base 1 to 1545 and encodes 514 amino acids.
AUGGCCCCAUCGGCGGGUCUGAGUAUCGCGUCGGCGAAUGAGUGUGUGGGUUACAAUGCUGAGAUCGGGAUCCUCCAAGACGCGUCUAGUUCCUUUUACGAGUUGAUCGGCGCUAUGGUCACAAGCAUCGACGAGUUCAUGGUGGCUGAGGAUGCGCGUUUUGAUGAGGUGAAGUUUGGGUUGGCGAGCUUCGUGGAUAAACCCGCUCCCUUCCGCGGGGUGGGUGGGGGCCGAGGAGUGCGCGAGUCCUUGGACUAUUGCUACAAGUCGAUCCAGGGCCUCACCACGGAUCAGCCGGCCGUGGUCGAAGGCUACCAAGACCUCCUCCUCUCCGAGGGCUCCGGUGGGGACUACCCUGAGAACCCGUACGAAGCCAUGCUCUACUGUGCCAUCGACCCAAACUUCGGUUUCUCCGACCGAGCGGAUACCACCGGCCGAGCGGAUACCACCGGCCGAGCGGAUACCACCGAUCCAGCAGGAACCGAUCCAGAUACACCAGGCGACGACGCUCCUCUUUUGCCCGACGAUACCUUGCGGAUCCUCAUAGUCGUAGCCGACGACAUCCCUCACGAAAAGGGGGACUUGCAACAAGGUAUGGAUUGGUGGAACGGACCCUUGACCAACAUGCACCCAGUAAAGGUUCUCGUAAAAGGUUCGGACGGUCCAACUCCGGGUCCAGUGCAGAAAAAGCCCACCGAAGGUGAAGAAAAUCCGCAUUUUGGCGACCCGGAGUUUAUCAUCUCGGCUCAGUUUUAUCCGGCAGAUACGGACGCAAUCUAUGGAAGCUAUUUGGUGAACGGUGACAACUAUAACCGGUUGUUGGAGCUAAUUGAGAAAGGGCCGGAUACCUUAGAGGGGAGCGAGUUGGAGGAGUACGCGACAUUGUUGGCAUUGCUAGGUCCAGCUCGAUUUGAGGCGGCGGUAGAGCAUCCAGGAACGAUGGCGGCAGCUUUGGAGUGUGAGUUGUACGAGUACCCAAGUCUGGAACAGGUGGGGACGGCAUUGAACAACAAGGGUAUUAUUCCGUUAUUGGUAUUGGCGGAGCCUGAUUAUGUUAGUGAUUAUUCAGCUGAGUUAUGUAGGGCGCGAGGAUUAGAAGUGUCACCCGCUUCUGAACCUGGCGAGCUAUGGGAUAAGGCAUCCUUCCGUGCAUGUUUGGAGCAAUAUUAUACUUCCGACUUUGAAGCCAUGGGCCUCACGAGCUACAUAAUCGCCAUGUACGACGCCCGAGAUGCUAAAGACGCACCCGCUCUUGUCCAACAGCUCAUCCACACUAUUGAAACACUCUCACGCGACUUACACUGCCAGUCUCCACCCCUGGUCCCAGGCAUUGUAGCCCUUGGUGUCACGUCCGUCGUAGGAUUCACCGCUAUCUGCCUUGCCACCAAAUGGAUCAAACCACGCGACCGACAGCCCAUUCAAGACCACGGCCAGGACCACGACCAGGACGCAAAGAAAGACGACGACGAAAAGAAAGGUGAUGAAAGCGACAGCAGCAACAGCAGCAACAGCAGCGACGAAGCUUCUGAUUGCAGCUGGCAAUGA